Molecule: messenger RNA, 1770 nt
Organism: Aureobasidium pullulans EXF-150
Lineage: Eukaryota; Fungi; Ascomycota; Dothideomycetes; Dothideales; Saccotheciaceae
Exons: 4
Coding region: 1-1770 (589 amino acids)
Source: RefSeq, a predicted model, not a curated record
AUGUCGGGCUACCAAGCAUACCCUGGCGCCUCGGGCUACGGCUCUGCCCCGCCUCCACCGCAACGACCUUUUGCCAACUCGCCCUUCCAGUCGCAACCUCCCCAACAAGGUCAGCAGAACACCGCCGCCUAUUCUUCUCCUGCUCCCUAUGGCCAAUCUCAACCGCCACCCUACCCGCCUUCUCAAUAUCCUCAGUCCUCCCAGCCCCAGCAACCAUAUAGCCCAGCGCCUUCUCAAGGCUACAAUAGACCCCCUCCACCUCCGCCUCCAGGACAACAGCCGCAAUAUGGUCAGACCCAGUACGGUCAGAAUCAAGGAUAUCCUUCACAACCCUCUGCGCCUUACGGUCAGAGCCAGACUCCAUUUGGUCAGAGCCAGCCUCCGUCAUAUGGCCAGAACCAGCCCUCCUACGGCGCGAGUCAAUCCCAAUAUGGCCAAUCUCAACCUCCUUUUGGUCAGAGCCAGCCAGCUUAUGGAUCGCAACAACAAUAUGGCAGCGGACCUCCUGGAUAUGGCCAGCCUCCUCAACAACAGCAAGGUGGAUAUGGCGCACCUCCCCAGCAACAGGGCGGCUACCCUCCCCAACAACAGCAAGGUGGAUACCCUGGACAGCAGCCCGGAGCUCCUCAGGGCGGCUACGGCGGUGCUCCUUCGCAGCCCGCCGGCCCUGCUGAAAUCCAGGCUUAUAAGCAGUCGCUUCAGCAGACUAUCCAGGAGAAGCGCCUCCAGGCUUUCUACCCUCCUGGCUCUCCUAUCAUCGACCAGAUCGCCCAAAAGGCCUCGGGACAAGUCGACCGCCUUUGCCAGCAGUGGCGCAUCAACAAGGAGAUUGGCAACGACAUUGUCAAGCUUGCCCUGUACGACGUUGUUCUCUACAUUGACGACAGUGGCUCGAUGAAGUUCGAGGAGAACGGCGAGCGUAUCAAGGAUCUUCAGCUUAUCCUUGAGCGUGUUGCUACCGCCGCUACUCUCUUCGACGACGACGGCAUCUCGGUCCGAUUCAUGAACGACAACCCUCCCCAGCACAUGAUCGAGCACAUUAAGACUGAGCAACAGAUCCAGCAGCUGAUUGCUGGCCACAAGUUCAGCGGUCUCACCCCUAUGGGUACUGAGCUCCGCAAGAAGGUCAUCGACGGCAUUUUCGUGCCUGCUAUUCGUAGCAGACAGAUGCGCAAGCCUGUUUUGGUCAUUACCAUCACCGACGGUCAGCCUGCAGGCGAGCCCACCACUGCCGUCUUUGACACCGUCCGUGCUGCCAUUCAAGAGGCCCAGAACUCUCAAUACGGUCCUGGAGCCAUUGCCUUCCAAUUCGCUCAGGUCGGAAACGACGAGAAGGCCCGCGAAUUCCUCGGUAAACUCGACGACGAUCCAGUUGUCGGACAAUUGGUCGACUGCACUUCCAACUUCGAGAACGAGUCCGCUGAGAUGGCACGUGCCAACCCUCCUGUCGACCUCACUCCCGACCUUUGGAUUCUCAAGUUGAUCCUUGGUGCCAUCGACCCCUCAUACGACACCAAGGACGAGAAGUCCAACCGUCAGGGUGGCGGUGCCCCCGGCUACGGUGCCCCUCCUCAGCAAGGUGGCUACGGUGGCCAGGGACAGUUCGCCCCUCCUCAGCAGGGCGGUUACGGCCAGCAGCAGGGUGGUUACCCCCCUCAGCAGGGUGGAUAUGGCGCUCCCCCUCAGCAGCAAGGCGGCUACCCUCCCCAGCAAGGCGGUUACGGCCAGCAGCAGGGCUACGGAGCUCCUCCCCAGCCCCCUCGCUACUAA